AUGGGCUGCGCAAACACAAAGCAUAUAAUUGUACCAUCAUCUAAAAAUUCGACCCCAAAAUGAAGUGAAAAACACCAACCUCCUAAAAUAACCGCUCUUAACCGCACAACUGACAUAGAAGAGACCAUGAUUGUAAUCCCAAUCUGACCAAACAGCCUAAUGCAAAUAAAUAUAGUUACUCUAACCCCUACAUUGAUAAGCAUUUCGCAUGAAAUCUAUGGCGAAUGUGGGAUCACCCCUUUAAAAGAAAACCAAAUUAUGCUGGCGGGCGGCAUUAAUUGCUUGAAUAAUGAAGAAGUGGCAUCAGUCCUUAUCAUUGAUUUAAAAACUAUACAAGUAACUAUUUGCGAAAAUAUGCCUUAUCCUAAGCGGAGAAUGCGGUUAAUUGAAAAGAGAGAUACAAAUGAAGUUUUCUGUAUUGGAGGAAAUAGGCAGAUAUUUAAUUUCAAUAGCUACGAGAUUGCUUAUAAUAGGAGCUUCUUAAAGUACUCAAUCGACCUAAACAAAUGAGAAGAGUUGGAAGACAUCCCUAUUGGAGUAGAAUACCCAGGAGCCUAUAUUCUAGGCCAUUUAGUGUUUGUUACUGGGGGUGCUAGGGUGGAAUCUGGAGACUUGCAAACCAUUGACUUGAUACAAAUUUAUGACCUCUCAGAAAAAAUAUGAAAGUCUACUGAUAUAAAGUUGCCUUAUCCUGUGUAUUUUCACAUCGCCAUGCCUAUUGAUUCUUUGCAUGCCCUGGUAUUUGGAGGGGCUAGCGAAGAAGAAGAUAUAAGUGAAACCUUGCUGAUUUCUCAGUUUGGGUAUGAUAGCAUCGCUGAAAUGCCUUGUGGAAUUUCUCCACUACUUCCUUAUUACUCUGUCACCUUUGAAAACUCAAUCUACACAGCUAAUGAUAGCAGACAGCUUUUAUGCUUUAAUAGAAGUAAGAGAGAGUGGAAACAAUAUGAAUUUAAGGACGAAAAUCAGUAA
Molecule: messenger RNA, 969 nt
Organism: Blepharisma stoltei
Lineage: Eukaryota; Ciliophora; Heterotrichea; Heterotrichida; Blepharismidae
Source: the annotation of a GenBank genome assembly